UCCUGUUAAUGUGUUCAGUUUUCUAAUGCCGCAUUGGGGUGAGACCCUCACUUCAUCCACCAACUAGCACCAUGCCAGCAAUCCACAAUAUGGUGUCCCUCUCCAAGCUCACCUGCAUCUACUCCGCCCUCAUCCUGCAAGACAACGAGGUGAUGGUCACAGAAGUUAAGAUCAAUGCCCUCAUUAAAGCACCUGGUGUCAGCAUUGAACCUUUCUGGCCUAGCUCGUUUGCAAAGGCUCUGGCCAAUGUCAACACUGGUAGCCUCAUCUGCAAUGAUUGGGCUGCUGGGCCCGCUCCACUUGCUGGAGCUGCACCUUCUGGUGGUCCUGCUCCAUCCAUUGCUGCCGCCCUAGCUGAGGAGAAGAAACUGGAAGAAAAGAAGGAAGAGUCUGAGGAAUCCGAAGAUGACAGGGGCUUUGGUCUUUUUGACUAA
This is a messenger RNA of Mus caroli (Ryukyu mouse), 434 nucleotides long. The record is from RefSeq and is a predicted model, not a curated record. NCBI's taxonomy places the organism in Eukaryota, Metazoa, Chordata, Mammalia, Rodentia, Muridae.